This is a messenger RNA of Culex quinquefasciatus (southern house mosquito), 3605 nucleotides long. Its product is annotated as transcription elongation regulator 1. The record is from RefSeq and is a predicted model, not a curated record. Gene Ontology annotation, molecular function: RNA polymerase binding; transcription coregulator activity. NCBI's taxonomy places the organism in Eukaryota, Metazoa, Arthropoda, Insecta, Diptera, Culicidae. The transcript is spliced from 7 exons. The coding region runs from base 91 to 3342 and encodes 1083 amino acids. Gene Ontology annotation, cellular component: nucleus.
UGACAGCGUUCAUUUUCAAGUUUGGUCAGUGAGAGGCAAAAGUUUGGUAAAAAACCGUGAAAUUUCCCCACAUUUCCGGCCAAAACUCCGAUGGAAACUAGUGAAAACGAUGUGCCGGAAGUGGACGCAGCCCAGAAACCUGCAGUCGCGGCGGAACACGCGAUAUCGGACGUAGAAAUGGCGAUUAACGAAGAGGCUCCGGCGGUAUCCAUGGUACAACCACAGCAACCUCAGCAGCUGCUCCAUCAGUCGAAAACGGAAGGAGUUCCGGCGCUGAUGGCCAUCGACGUGGGCAUGCCGGUUUCCAUGGCUAACGACAUCGGGGGGAAGGUGCCACUGCUGGCGAAUCCUCCGUCGCUGUUGAAGAUGCCGCCGGGGGGAGCGGUCCGGAUGCAGCUUGGGAAUCCUGUCCCACUGUUGGCCACUCCGGCGGCGGCUCCGGCGCAGGAACUGUGGGUUGAAACGAAAACGGCGGAGGGCAAGUCGUAUUACUACCACGCGAUUAGUAGGGAGACGACGUGGACCCGGCCGGAGGGAUUGAACGUUCAGGUUAUGACUCAGGCGGAAGUUGAGGCCAUGAAUAAGCAGCAGGCAGCGGCGGCGGCGGCUGCGGCGACAGUGGCUCCGGUUCAGCAGAAGCCGGAAAUUCCCUCGCUCGCGUCGGUCGUCUCGCAAAUGCAAGCUAACGGAACGCCCCCUGCGUUGGCCUCUUCGGUGCCGCGCUUUUCGGGACCGCCGCCCGGUUUUGGGAUGGGUUCGAUGCCACCGUUCGGAAUGCCCCCGCCGAACUUUUCCAAUUUCCCACCUUGGAAUGCUGCUGCGGCGGCGGCUGCAGCAGCUGCUUCCGGGGCUGGCCAGUGGCCACCGGCACCGUCUCCGCUGAUGGAUCCCGCGAAAGCGAUUGCCGAGAUUAAAAUCACGGAAAUUGAUCCGGCAGUGGCGGCGAAGGCGUCCGAGUGGACCGAACACAAAGCUCCGGAUGGCAGGCCGUACUACUACAACGCGUCCAAGGGCGAGAGUGUUUGGGAGAAGCCGCAGGCCAUCAAGGACAUGGAGAUGGCCAAACUAGCCGUUUACAACGCUCGCCAGAAGCCAAAGGUUAUCCCACCGUUCAUCGCUCCGCCAAUUCCGCCCCAGAUGCCAAUCAUUCCUCCACUGCAAGGAGCACCGCAGAUGGGUGGAGGCGUCAAGAUUCAGCAGUUCCCACCGCAAAUGGCCGGCGCGGCCGCUCCCAUUCGUCUGCAACAGAUCGGAGGCGCUCCGGGCAUGGUCUUUGACCAGUUGAACCAGUUCAUGGCCAAGGCCGGCGAAAAGCAGGAGGACGAAAAGAAGAAAAAGGCCGAAGCGGAAAAGAAGAAAAAAGAGGAAGAGGAAAAAGCGAAAGCGGCCAAACCGCUGGACAAGAGUCGUCCGAUUUCCAGCACCCCGAUCAGCGGAACGCCCUGGUGCGUCGUGUGGACCGGCGACGGGCGCGUCUUCUUCUACAACCCAUCGUCGCGGACCUCCGUCUGGGAACGUCCAGAUGAUCUCCGCGAGCGUGCCGACGUGGACAAAGCCAUCUCCGUUCCGCCCCAGCAGCUGCUCGGAAAUGUCCCCGCCAAGGAGCUACCCACCGAAGUGGCCACCACCGCCGCCGCCUCCUCUGCCGUCUCCGCCGCAGCGCAAAGCUCGAAAACAACCGCGAUCGCGAUGGACGUCGUCGAGAAGCAGUCCGAGUCGGAAUCCAGCACCGACGAGGUCGAAGAAGUGCCCAGCAAAAAGUUCAAAACCGACGUCGAAGCGGCCAUCAAAACGGCCGCAUCGGCUUCGAAGGGCGGAAACGAUCCGGAAAAGGAGGCCCUCGCCAUGGAAGCCGAAGCGCGUGCCUCGCGUGAGCGCGCCCUUGUGCCGCUGGACGUGCGCAUGAAGUCCUUCAAGGAGAUGCUGAAGGAGAAGGAAGUGUCCGCGUUCAGCACCUGGGAAAAGGAGCUGCACAAGAUCGUGUUCGACCCGCGCUACCUGCUGCUCACAUCGAAGGAGCGCAAACAGGUGUUUGAAAAGUACGUCAAGGAUCGCGCCGAAGAGGAGCGCAAGGAGAAGAAAAACAAGAUGAAGAUGAAGCGCGAAGAGUACCGAUCGCUGCUGGAGGCGGUCAACCUGCACGGAAAAUCUUCGUUCAGUGAGUUUGCCCAAAGGUACGGCAAGGACGACCGCUUCAAGGUGAUUGAGAAGAUCCGCGAGCGGGAAAGUCUCUUCAACGAGUUCAUCGUGGAGGUGCGGAAGCGCGAAAAGGAGGACAAGCAGAACCGCCGGGAGCAGAUUCGCAAAGACUUCCUGGGGAUGCUGCGCGAGCGAAGCGAAAUUACGCGUCACAGCCGCUUCCACGAUGUGCGCAAGCGGCUGGAGUCGGACAGCCGAUACCGGGCCAUUUCGGACCCUGCCGUACGUGAAGACCUCUUCGAGGAACACAUCAAGAUCCUCAAGGACGAGAAGAAGCGCGCCAAGGACAAGGAUCGCAAGAAGCGGGACAAGCGAUCGAGCGAUCGGCGCGGAUCGUCCACGGAUCGGAUCGAGUACGCGGGUCUCGAUGAGGAGGACGGCGAGCGAGCGCCGACGUCGGACGACGAAGCCGAGCGGCAGCAGAAGGAGCGCGAGAGAAGACUCCGCGCCGAGGCAAGUAUUAAAGAGCGUGAGAAAGAAGUCCAGCGUACGCUGGCGACCCACCUUAGGGAUCGGGACAAGGAGCGGCAGCACCACCAGCGGGACGAGGCGAUUCGUCACUUCAACGCACUGCUAGCGGAUCUGGUACGGAACGCCGAGCUCACCUGGAAGGAGGUCAAGAAGCAGCUGAAGAAGGAUCACCGCUGGGAGCUGGUCGAGCUGCUUGAUCGCGAGGAUCGUGAGGGACUGUUCAACGACCACAUCAGCAACCUGGUGAAGAAAAAGCGUGACAAGUUCCGCGAAAUGCUGGACGAAAUCUCUUCACUCGAGUUGACAACCCAAUGGAAGGACAUCAAAAAGGUCAUUCGGGAGGAUCCCCGUUACCUGAAGUACAACAGCAGCGAACGGUGCGAGCGCGAGUUCCGCGAGUACCUCAAGGACAAGGCGAUGAACGCGAAGCUGUCGUUCCGCGAGCUGCUGCACGAGUGCAAGUUCAUCACCCACAAGAGCUGGGACACGUACCGGGAGAACCUGAACCACCUGCGCGAGAUCGAGGACAUCCUGCGCAACGACAAGCGCUACCUGGUGCUGAGCCACAUGCAUGCCGAGCGCUCGCAGAUGAUCCUGGGCUACCUGGAGGAUCUGCACAAGCGCGGGCCGCCGCCGCCGCCGACGGCCAGCGAGUCGUCCCGGCGGAAGUGAGCGUAAGUUGUUCCAAUUGCCCGAUAUACCUUCAUUCUUUGACCUAUAUAGUAACACGGCGUUGACUCAGCGCGCAGGUAGUUGGCACGUAAUCGAUAGUAUAACUCACACGUUUUUCUUUCUCUCGUCUUAAGCAUUAAUCUAAAUAUUACGUCGGUAUAGCGUUAAGCUCUUGAUCCGGACACCACAGGCGAAAAUGUGUAUUGUGUAGCGAGAUAUUGAAUAGAGGCGCACCAGUCAAUGGUUUAAACUGUGUGAACAAA